Messenger RNA from Elaeis guineensis (African oil palm), 3941 nucleotides. RefSeq names its product protein TPR1. Gene Ontology annotation, biological process: regulation of DNA-templated transcription. The record is from RefSeq and is a predicted model, not a curated record. Gene Ontology annotation, molecular function: protein binding. Lineage: Eukaryota; Viridiplantae; Streptophyta; Magnoliopsida; Arecales; Arecaceae.
GAAAGCGAGACGAAGUCUCAUCCUGUGCUCAGCAGCUUUUCUUUUCCCCCAUCUCUUUCUUUCUCCCCCUCUCUCUCUCGCAGCUUCGGUCCCCUGCACUCUCGCAGCAUCCUUGAGACGGGGUUCCAAACCCUAGACCACGUCUACCCCGGCGAAUCCUGAAAUUUCCCUCCUAAAAUCCGCAAAUUCCUCCUCCAAAUCUGUCCACCACCAGCUUUCCCUCCCUUCUCUAGCUCCAAUUCGAUCUUUUCCCCCUUUCUUUCAACCAAGAUUUUGAUUUCACGCGGUCUCUGUCAGUUUCCCGGGUGAAUACGAGUUGAAAUGUCGUCGCUGAGCCGGGAGCUGGUGUUCCUCAUCCUCCAGUUCCUGGAUGAGGAGAAGUUCAAGGAAUCCGUCCACAAGCUCGAGCAGGAGUCGGGCUUCUUCUUUAAUAUGAAGUACUUCGAGGAGAAGGCGCUUGCUGGAGAGUGGGACGAGGUGGAGACGUAUCUCUCCGGGUUCACAAAGGUGGAUGAUAAUAGAUACUCUAUGAAGAUUUUCUUCGAGAUCAGGAAACAGAAAUAUCUGGAGGCUCUAGACAGGCAUGAUAGGGCAAAAGCAGUUGAGAUACUGGUCAAGGAUCUUAAGGUCUUCUCGACGUUCAAUGAAGAGUUGUAUAAAGAAAUUACUCAGCUUCUCACACUCGACAACUUUAGGGAAAAUGAACAGUUGUCUAAAUAUGGUGACACCAAAUCUGCAAGAAGCAUCAUGCUGAUUGAGCUCAAAAAGCUGAUUGAAGCAAAUCCUCUCUUUCGAGAGAAGCUAGUUUUCCCCACUCUCAAAGCCUCGCGUUUGCGAACUCUAAUUAACCAAAGUUUGAACUGGCAACAUCAGCUCUGCAAGAAUCCAAGACCCAAUCCUGACAUCAAGACCUUGUUCACAGAUCAUACUUGUGCUCCUCCAAAUGGAGCUCGUGCUUCACCAGUCUCUGUUCCACUUGCAGCUGUUCCAAAAGCUGCUGCCACAUAUACACCACUUGGGGCUCAUGCACAAUUCCCACCUCCUGCGGCAGCUGCAAAUGCAAAUGCUUUGGCUGGUUGGAUGGCUAACGCGGCUGCUUCAUCAUCUGUUCAGUCUGCUGUUGUUACAGCAUCAUCAAUACCUGUUCCACCAAAUCAAGCAGUUUCCAUUUUGAAACGCCCACGAACUCCUCCAAAUGCACUCAGUAUGACAGACUAUCAGAAUGCUGAAUCUGAACAGGUAAUGAAACGUUUGAGGCCUGGUGUGCAUCCCGUGGAUGAGGUCACAUAUCCUGUACCCCAUCCACAAGUUGCAUGGUCACUGGAUGACCUGCCAAGAAUGGUAGUUUGUACAUUGAUACAAGGAUCCAACGUGACUAGCAUGGACUUCCAUCCUACCCAUCAAACUCUACUUCUUGUGGGUUCUGGAAAUGGUGAGGUUACACUUUGGGAAGUUGGUUUACGAGAGAGAUUGGUGUCAAAGCCAUUCAAAAUAUGGGAUAUGACAGCUCUUUCAUCGCAGUUUCAGAGUGCCAUUGUGAAAGACUCUUCUAUCUCCAUUACUCGAGUUACUUGGAGUCCAGAUGGAAGUUUGAUAGGGGUUGCAUUUACAAAACACUUGGUUCACCUCCAUGCAUAUCAGGCACCUAAUGAUCUACGCGAAGUUUUAGAGAUUGGCGCACAUGUUGGAGGAGUCAAUGACAUUGCAUUCUCUCGUCCAAACAAACAAUUAUGUGUGGUGACUUGCGGAGAUGAUAAGCUGAUAAAGGUCUGGGAUCUGAAUGGACAAAGGCUUUAUGCCUUUGAGGGGCAUGAGGCACCUGUAUAUUCUGUAUGCCCCCACCACAAGGAGAACAUUCAGUUCAUCUUCUCAACUUCUUUAGAUGGGAAAAUAAAGGCAUGGCUAUAUGAUAACAUGGGCUCUAGAGUUGAUUAUGAUGCUCCUGGGCGUUGGUGUACUACAAUGCUCUAUAGUGCAGAUGGGAGUAGAUUAUUCUCAUGUGGAACUAGUAAAGAUGGGGAUUCUCACCUGGUUGAGUGGAAUGAAAGUGAAGGAGCAAUAAAGAGGACAUAUUCUGGGUUCCGGAAAAAAUCGAUAGGUGUUGUGCAGUUUGAUACUUGCCAGAAUCACUUUUUGGCUGCCGGUGAAGAUAACCAGAUAAAAUUUUGGGAUGUGGACAAUGUUAACAUGCUUACAAGCACAGAUGCUGACGGUGGACUCCCGAGUUUUCCACGUCUGAGAUUCAACAGGGAAGGAAAUCUUCUUGCUGUUAAUACAGUUGAUAAUGGUUUUAAGAUACUUGCUAAUGUGGAUGGCCUUAAAUCCCUGCGAGCUUUUGGAAACCGACCUUAUGAAGCAUUUAGAGCUCAACAUGAAGUUACUCCUAUAAAGGUUUCAGGAACCCCUGUGGUUGCAAGCAUCUCUCCGAACAUCAGCAGAGUCGAUCGAUUGGACAGAAACUCUCCUGCAAGGCCAUCUUCUAUCCUUAAUGGAGGUGAUCCAUCAUCUAGGAGUAUAGAUAAGCCAAGAAUUUCAGAAGAAUUGCCCGACAAGACUAAGCCUUGGGAAUUGGCUGAAAUUUUAAAUCCACAACAAUGUCGAGUUGUUACCAUGCCAGAGAGCACAGAUUCUGCCAGCAAGGUUGCAAGGCUACUUUACACAAACUCUGGGGUUGGCUUGUUAGCAUUAGGGUCAAAUGCUGUUCAGAGGUUGUGGAAGUGGAGCCGUAGUGAACAGAAUCCAAGUGGCAAGGCCACGGCCAGUGUUGUGCCACAGCAUUGGCAACCAAACAGUGGUCUUCUUAUGACUAAUGAUGUGUCAGAUACAAACCCUGAAGAAGCAGUACCUUGUAUUGCACUCUCAAAAAAUGAUUCAUAUGUAAUGUCUGCAUGCGGUGGGAAGGUUUCAUUAUUUAACAUGAUGACAUUUAAGGUAAUGACAACAUUCAUGCCACCCCCACCAGCAUCAACAUAUUUAGCAUUCCACCCACAGGACAAUAACAUUAUAGCAAUUGGAAUGGAAGAUUCAACAAUCCACAUAUACAAUGUGAGAGUGGAUGAGGUUAAAACAAAGCUGAAAGGUCAUCAGAAACGCAUAACUGGUUUAGCAUUCUCCAACAAUCUCAAUAUACUCGUGUCAUCAGGUGCUGAUGCACAGCUUUCCGUGUGGAACACUGAGACAUGGGAGAAAAAGAAAUCUGUAACCAUCCAACUUCCUCCUGGGAAGGCACCAGCUGGCGAUACGCGUGUCCAGUUCAAUUCUGACCAGAGUCGACUAUUGGUAGCCCAUGAAACACAUCUAGCAAUAUAUGAUGCAUCCAAAAUUGAGCGUGUUCAUCAGUGGGUUCCCAGGGAAAGUCUUUCUGCCCCUAUAUCAUAUGCAUCCUACUCAUGCAACAGCCAGCUGGUCUAUGCUACUUUUUGCGAUGGUAACAUUGGUGUUUUUGAUGCUGAUAACUUGAGAUUAAGAUGUCGAAUUGCCCCAUUGGCAUACAUGUCUCCAGCAUCUGCAAACAGCAACCCGCCAGUGUAUCCUCUUGUUAUUGCUGCACACCCACAAGAGCCAAAUCAAUUGGCAGUUGGGUUGACGGAUGGAGCAGUUAAAGUGAUAGAGCCCUCGGAGUCCGAGGGUAAGUGGGGAGCUCCAGUACCUGUUGAAAAUGGCGUACCUAACGGUAGGACACCAGCAUCAUCAGCUACAAGCAAUCCAGCUGCAGACCAGCUCCAAAGGUGACGGUGAUGGCUCCAUGUUUGUAAAUGUUCUAAUCUGAUAUUGACCUAUCUGUGUUUAUGUUGUAUUGAUUUGUAGGCUUGCCUUUAUUUAUCUCAAGAUAACGUUCUAUACCAUUAUAUGUGCCUGUUCAAAGGUGACCAUAAAAAAACAAUAAGAACAAUGUAAGUUUGUGCAUGUUAUAAAUGGUGAAUUCUGAUCUGAUAUUUACA